GUGGAGACGUCUCCGCGUUUCUGCUUUUAUUUCCUGAGAAUAAAAAGUGUUUUAGGCCAAAAGGUGGGGCGGGAAGAGUCAGGUGAUCAUCCGGAGAGGAAGCACCAGGGAGGGGGGAGCUGGCUUUGUUUACCACCGUCCAGGUUCCGACGCUCCGGGUUGAACCUCCGUGAAGCCUGCUUUUAUUUUAUUUAUUUUAUUUUUAAAUUAAAGUGUUUUAAAGACACAGAAGCGGGCGGUUCUGGCGGUGGGAGGGGCGACAGCAGCCCCGCCGCAGUCCCUCUCAGGCGGGUCCGUCACAGUCCGUCUGUCGGUCGGUUGGUGCUGAGGCUGAGCGGAGACCCGUCCUCCUCCGGUCCGGGGGAAACCUCCAUGAUUUCUGCCCCGGCUGAUGGCAACAACCCUCUCCGAAAAUGUGCGCCAAUGUGUUCGGGGUGCUGAAGAGCCUGUUUGGGAAGCCCUUUGAUGGGGGGAAGAGGAUGGACCAUGGCGCCCCCCAGGAGCAGCAGCAGCAUCCGAUGGAGCCGCAGCAGCACCAUCCCGCCAUGCUGCGGCUCUACGAGGUCCAGAAGGAGGUGUCGGCUCUGGGGCCGCAGGUCUGCACCUUCAGUGGCCUGCAGAACGAGCGGGAGUACAAGCGCAUGGAGCGGGAGCUGACCCGGCUGCUGCUGGAGGUGGACCAGGUGAACACGGAGGGCAAGGCAGAGCUGCAGGGGGCGCGCAAGAGAGCCGCGCAGGAGGUGGAGGGCCUCCUGCGCUACCUGGAGGAGAACGCCACCCACCCGUCCCGYCUGGCCAUCGAGGAGCUGAGCACCGAGGCGCGGCGGCUGGUGGACGAGCACGUGGUGGCGCCGCAGCGGGCCGGCGGCGUGGCGGAGAUCAGCGACGAGCUGGUGGACKCCCUGCAGGAGCUGGUCCUGAAGCUCACGCAGAUCAAGACCGAGGGCCGGGUGCCGCUGCGCAAGGCCCGGUACCGGGCGCUGACGCGUCUCUGCGCCGUGCAGGACGUCCUGGAGGGACGCACGCAGCAGCAGACCCUGUCCCUGCCGCUGUCGGGGGACACCCACGAGGUGGUGCACCGCAUCAACCAGGUGAUGGUGAAGGUGAGCAUGGCCCGCAGCCAGCUGGUGGCGCUGCUCAUGGGGCUGAGUGGCAGGGACAGCUGCGCACACCUGUCCCGCAUCCUGAUGGAGCUGCAGGUGGAGCUGGACGCCCUGGAUGUCUCCGGGAAYGCUGCCAUCAGAAACUACCGCAAACAGGUGGUGGAGGAGAUCAAUGGGCUGCUGAAGCACCUGGACCUGGAGGGAGAGGGAGACGACACGCGCAGGUACGAUCUGGCGCAGAACAACUCCAUCCGUGAGAUCGAGGCGGUGCGAGCUCACGUGUCCCACCUGCGGGAGGGCGUCCUGCGGCACUGCGCCGUGGGCGACCUCAGCUUCAGGCCCAAAGCCGAGCUGCAGAGCCUCCUCACACACCUGGACCAGGUGGACACGGCCAAGAACCCGUGCAUCCGGGAGGCCCGGCGCCGCGCCGUGGUGGAGGUCCAGGCCAUCGUCACCUUCCUGGACCUGCGCGARGCCCUGGUCUGCCGCCAGCCGGGYCCCGAGGAGCACCCGUCCCACCGGGCCGUCUGGAUGGUCCUGGGGAGCCUGUCCAAUCUCCAGGCCCAGGUUCUGGGCUUCGACGGCAAGCGGGCCGACAAGAGCUACAUGAUGCUGGAGGAGCUGCUGACCAAACAGCUGCUGGCGCUGGACGCCGUGGACGCCCACGGAGACGAGUCCACCAAGGUGGCCCGGAAGCAGGCGGUGAAGUUCGCCCAGAACAUUCUGAACUACCUGGACAUGAAGACAGACGAGUGGGAGUACUGAUCCAAUCGGAGGAGCUCGGCUCGUUCUCAUCAUCAUUCCAUCGGCUGUAAAUAUAAACUCAAUCUCCCAGAAUCCACUGCUGCAGCCUCUCUUUGUCUGUCCGUGGCUGAAAAACUCACUGCUCCUUUUUGUAAAAACACAUCACCUCAGUGCGUCGGUUCUGGUUCUGGAUGGUUCUGUUGCGAUGUGAAUGUGUGUGCUGUAGAGUUUUUUUUUUUUUUUGCGUCUGGUCGUAGAAAUGUGCCGCCAGCGCUCAGAACUUCCUCCUGAUCGCCGCGGAUGGCGGUUGACUCCUCGGUGUGAUCGUUGAGCAGCGGCAGGGUCCAGACCCGGGUUCCUGCUGGUUCUGGUCAAACAAAACAGUUCUCCAGUCUUUUUUAAACACAUUUAGUUACACAGUACGGAGAACUGUUGGUGCCAUCCRGUGGAGACGGAGGCAUUUAAAGCCAAUAAUGUGUCACGUGAUGCAGUUUGUACCAGGUACGGCAGGAAGUUUCAUCAUAUAAUAAAACACAUUUCUGUCACCGAUCAGAGACAUGAAAAAUGUCUGUAAUUACAUUUAUACCAACAGAUUUUAAUACUUAAGACACUUGUCAGAGUAGAGAUGUACGGCAGAUCUUUAUUUUAAUUCUGACGGGUAAGAAUGAUUGUGACCAGGAGAAACACCGUUACUGAAAUUUAAACAAAAGAGAAAUGUGAUUUAAUUAUUUAGUAAAACUUCCUGCCAUACUUGGUGCCAACUCGAGCCUUUUAACAUGAUGGCACAAAAAUUCUUCAUAUAUUUACAGAAAUGAGAGAGUAGAAGACAAACAUUAGCCUCUGAGUGUUAACUCCCUAAAAACAAAACAAACAAAAAAACAAAGAAAAGGAAAUAAAAUCCAUUUCAUGGUGAUAAACUGAAGUUUAAAAAAGGAGCACUUUCCUUUAUCGUUGGUCAGAUUUGAGUUUACUGAAUAUAGUGUUUAAUUGCUGCUGCUUCUGUAGGUGGAUUGUUUAGUUAUUUUUUCGGAGUAUGAAUUGUCUCUUUAGGAAAAGGAGGAAAGACAGAUCAGAACUGACAGAAAUGUCUGCUGUUGGACAAUUCUUAGUCAAAACUAAAUAUUUGUGCCUUUUGCUUUUCACCGUUUCACCUUUGUUUUUGUUUUUAAAGCCGUUUUUAAGUGCAUGAGGAAUCCUUUCUGAUAAAUGUAAACAAGGAA
Messenger RNA from Austrofundulus limnaeus, 3067 nucleotides. It is a transcript of the gene bag5, whose product is annotated as BCL2 associated athanogene 5. Gene Ontology annotation, cellular component: cytoplasm; nucleus; cytosol. Bases 414 to 1868 code for a protein of 484 amino acids. The transcript is spliced from 3 exons. Gene Ontology annotation, molecular function: protein-folding chaperone binding; adenyl-nucleotide exchange factor activity. The record is from RefSeq and is a predicted model, not a curated record. Gene Ontology annotation, biological process: protein stabilization; negative regulation of protein ubiquitination; regulation of inclusion body assembly. NCBI's taxonomy places the organism in Eukaryota, Metazoa, Chordata, Actinopteri, Cyprinodontiformes, Rivulidae.